CCUGGGACCGGGCCUGGCGCCGGGGCCCGGCUCCGGGAGGGGCGGGGGAGGGAGGAUUCCCGCCCGGAGGAGGAGCGGGGCUGGCCAGCCGGGCGGAGGCACCCGGAAGGGGGCGUUCGACUCCCCGCCCCCUCGGAGCCCGCUGGGCGGGAGGGCGGCGCUUCCGGGGGCUGGUGAGAGGUGCGGGCACCCGGGCGUGCCUGGCACCCCCUUCACCCAGUUGCCUACCCACCUCAGUGCUUCCGGCCUGUGGACAUAGCCUGGGUCUGCUCUGAGGAGGCGGCCCACGCUCCUCGCGCUAGCCCUGUGUUGGGGGACCCUCCUGCAUUCUGACUCGGUACCUACCGGCGAUUCAGGGCCCUCCCGAGUGCAGAGAGGGGCGAGGGAGUGCUUAAAAUGCAGACGGCGCCAACCACAUGGGCACUGCGGGGCCUAGAAGCCAGCCUGGUUCCCGAUAUACCCCAAUGGAGAGAUGGUGUGUCAGGACACGAGGGCACCGCCCCCCCCCCCCAAAGGGCAGAUGACCUCUUGCCUUAGACUGCGACGUGGACAUAAACCUCGUAAUGUUUUCACUUGGGUCCUUGAACACCAGCUAGAUACCCGCAAGCUCUUAGCAGAAUUAUGAGCCGUUUAAGAACUUGCUGACAAAGCUCCCAGCCUGUUAGCUGAUGCUCCGUCGGUGGGACUGCUGAAUCCCAAAAGCCAGGUGCAAACCUAAGGAAUGACAGAAGAAAUAAAACGGAUAUUUACUUUCUUUCUCCACCCUGCCUCCAUCCCAUUGCUGACUUUUGGUUCUCAGCCUCCUACCCGUGCUUCUUGGCUUAUGUUCCCAGUGGCUUUCUAAUUUUAGUUGAAAAGGAACUGUGUCUUCUCUUUGGGCAAUUGAGAAACCUGUCCUCACCGCAUUCCUUGGUUUUGACUCCAGUAUACCGUCAUGUUUAUUUCUUAAUUAACUUGAUCCAGGGGGACUCCAUCUGGCUUUUCUCAGUGCACAUUCUCCCAAAGUUUGUUUCUUCUUGAGGCUACUUCUUGCUCCCUUAUUUGUGGUUUCCUAGAGAAAGGGAGGGAAGAGCUUGUAGAUCUGCUUUAAGCAAGGAAUUGGCUCACAGUCCCCCAUUACGCUGAUUUAAUUGCAGAAAAAAGGGUGAUGACUGUUUCAAGGUAUAUUAGCAUGCACUGUCUACGACUUGGCAUGCUGUACCCCAGAAGGCCUUAAGUAUCACAAUGGAGGGCUAAGCGUUGAGUUGGUAUUUUGGAUAAGAUUUUUAGGGCUAGAAAGUUCAGGGUGUUGGCCAGUUCACAGAGAGGUUGUUGAGGGAACAGUGGUGAAGUCAACACCGUAGAAGUCAUUUUGAUUAAUAACACAAAGAAGCCCGUUGUCUGCAAUAAUGAAUAUAACUGCAGUGUCUUGUUUUGUUUUAAAUUCUUGUGUGCGAUGAAGGGGGCGAAUCUGUCAGACAACCUAUCAGUUGGGCUGAUGAUGUCAAUGUUCCAGUGGCUUCCAACAGGCAUUAAUACCUGUUGGAAAUGGAUUCUCAUUGGCUGGGGCGAUUGCAGGUCCACAGACCAGCAUGGCUGCCACUGCCGCUGUCAGUCCCAGUGACUACCUGCAGCCCGCCGCCUCCACCACCCAGGAUUCCCAGCCAUCUCCUCUAGCCCUGCUUGCUGCAACAUGUAGCAAAAUUGGCCCUCCAGCUGUUGAAGCUGCGGUGACGCCUCCUGCUCCCCCCCAGCCCACGCCACGGAAACUCGUCCCCAUCAAACCUGCCCCUCUCCCCCUCAGUCCUGGCAAGAAUAGCUUUGGAAUCUUGUCCUCCAAAGGAAACAUCCUUCAGAUUCAGGGGUCACAACUGAGUGCAUCCUAUCCUGGGGGGCAGCUGGUGUUUGCCAUCCAGAACCCCACUGUGAUCAACAAAGGGACCCGGUCAAAUGCCAAUAUCCAAUACCAGGCGGUCCCUCAGAUCCAGGCGAGCAAUUCCCAGACCAUCCAGGUACAGCCCAGUCUCACCAACCAGAUCCAGAUCAUCCCCGGCACCAGCCAAGCCAUCAUCACCCCCUCACCGUCCAGUCACAAGCCUGUCCCCAUCAAGCCAGCCCCCGUCCAGAAGUCAAGUACGACUACCACUCCUGUGCAGAGCAGCGCCAAUGUGGUGAAGCUGACAGGUGGGGGCGGCAAUGUGACGCUCACGCUGCCCGUCAACAACCUCGUGAACACCAGUGACUCCGGGGCCACCGCUCAGCUCCUCACGGAGAGCCCCCCCACACCACUGUCUAAGACUAACAAGAAAGCCCGGAAGAAGAGUCUGCCUGCCUCCCAGCCCCCCGUGGCUGUGGCUGAGCAGGUGGAGACGGUGCUGAUCGAGACCACUGCGGACAACAUCAUCCAGGCAGGAAACAACCUGCUCAUUGUUCAGAGCCCUGGUGGGGGCCAGCCAGCCGUGGUCCAGCAGGUCCAGGUGGUGCCCCCCAAGGCCGAGCAGCAGCAGGUGGUGCAGAUCCCCCAGCAGGCCCUGCGGGUGGUGCAGGCGGCAUCUGCCACCCUCCCCACCGUCCCCCAGAAGCCCUCCCAGAACUUUCAGAUCCAGGCGGCUGAGCCGACGCCUACUCAGGUCUACAUCCGUACGCCUUCCGGUGAGGUGCAGACGGUCCUCGUCCAGGACAGCCCCCCAACAACAGCUGCAGCCACCUCUACCACCACCUGUAGCAGCCCUGCGUCCCGUGCUCCCCAUCUGAGUGGGACCAGCAAAAAGCACUCGGCCGCAAUUCUCCGGAAAGAGCGCCCCCUGCCAAAGAUCGCCCCCGCUGGGAGCAUCAUCAGCCUGAACGCAGCCCAGCUGGCAGCAGCGGCCCAGGCCAUGCAGACCAUCAACAUCAACGGUGUCCAGGUCCAGGGCGUGCCUGUCACCAUCACCAAUACCGGAGGGCAGCAGCAGCUGACGGUGCAGAACGUCUCCGGGAACAACCUGACCAUCAGCGGGCUGAGCCCCACGCAGAUCCAGCUACAGAUGGAGCAGGCGCUGGCCGGAGAGGCCCAGCCCGGGGAGAAGCGGCGCCGCAUGGCCUGCACGUGUCCCAACUGCAAGGAUGGGGACAAGAGGUCUGGAGAGCAGGGCAAGAAGAAGCACGUGUGCCACAUCCCCGACUGUGGCAAGACCUUCCGCAAGACGUCCUUGCUGCGGGCUCACGUGCGCCUGCACACCGGCGAGCGGCCCUUUGUCUGCAACUGGUUCUUCUGUGGAAAGAGGUUCACACGGAGCGACGAGCUCCAGCGGCACGCCCGCACCCACACAGGGGACAAACGCUUCGAGUGUGCCCAGUGUCAGAAGCGCUUCAUGAGGAGCGACCAUCUCACCAAGCAUUACAAGACCCACCUGGUCACGAAGAACUUGUAAGGCCAACUGAGGCGGGAGGCCCUGAAGAUACAGUCCCCCGUCUGUGUCCUGCCUGGGCCCCUGGUGGAAAGGAGGCUCCGGGUGCCCUGGGCCACCCUCAGCCCCUCCCUUCUGUUCUGCGACCGGUCCCAUAGGAAGGGGCUCCGUCGCCCAGUGCUCACCUCCUUCUGAAGCCCCUUGGCUCUGCCCUGGCCCUUCCCUCUCACCUCGAGCUCCGGCCUGCCCAGACUGUGGACAGUGGCCGUGCCCAAUGAGACGUUCUAAACCAGGACGAAUGGGAACCCUUAUUUCCAAAGGAAAAACAUGAAUUUCACUCCGUCGAGGAGCAAAGUGAGCCCCCCCCCCGACCCCGUCCUCUCCCCCCAACACCGCCGGAGUCGCAUUGUGCCAUGCCCCUCUCUCUCCCUUCCCCGGCCCCGCCAGCCACCCAGGACGCCCCGGGACCCUGUCCCCAGGGCACGGCCGGCAUCCACCUCCCGGGAGGCUCACGGGGCUGCCUCACGCCACAUGCCACAUGCCCAGCCCUGCCACCGCCCUCCUCCAGCACAUUCCAACUUUCUAUUUAAAAAGUCGAGCUAUCCACUGAUGCCCUCUUUUUCUAUGGAGAACGUUGCCUUAUACUCUACUUCAGAUGAUGAACACUGUGUAUUGUGUGUGCUUUAAAGUUUUAUUUAAUUGCUCCCUUCUUCCUGUCCUCGUUACUUGCCUCCCCCACGCCUGCUUCAGUUGAGGGUUUGGGGGGCCAUGAGGAGCGUCGGGGUUUUUUCUCUCUCUAGCAGUUUUCUUUUCUAAAGGACACAGCAUUUCAACUCAAAUCUGGAUUCAGAUGAAAACACCUCCACCUCCUGAUCCUCUGCCCUCAACCCGCCCUGACCGGCCCCAGCCCUACUUGUGUAUAGUGUAUAUUGUAUAAUAGACAAUUGUGUCUACUACAUGUUUAAAAACAUAUUGCUUGUUAUUUUUGAGGCUUUUAAAUUAAACAAAAAUCCAACUUUAUUUUUAGUUGUAACUGCUUGAGGUAUGUUUUAUGAAUUAAGUGACAGAUUUGUUAUCCUUUAUUAACGAUGUACUUUGUUGGUCAGCACUGGGCUGACAAAAAUUUUUUCUUGCUAAUAAAUUUAGUUGCCUGAGGCAAAAUCUGCAA
Molecule: messenger RNA, 4536 nt
Organism: Panthera uncia (snow leopard)
Lineage: Eukaryota; Metazoa; Chordata; Mammalia; Carnivora; Felidae
Gene: SP2
Product: Sp2 transcription factor
Exons: 7
Coding region: 1572-3392 (606 amino acids)
Biological process (GO): regulation of transcription by RNA polymerase II
Molecular function (GO): RNA polymerase II cis-regulatory region sequence-specific DNA binding; DNA-binding transcription factor activity, RNA polymerase II-specific
Source: RefSeq, a predicted model, not a curated record